Plasmodium inui San Antonio 1 is the source of this 180-nucleotide messenger RNA. RefSeq lists its product as hypothetical. Bases 1 to 180 code for a protein of 59 amino acids. The record is from RefSeq and is a predicted model, not a curated record. The transcript has a single exon. Lineage: Eukaryota; Apicomplexa; Aconoidasida; Haemosporida; Plasmodiidae.
AUGCUUCUGAAGGGAGAAGUCGAAAAAGUAUCAGCAACAUACCAAGGCCGAUACAGAUCCAUGAGGAGAAGAUUGAGACACAUCUCCCUGCCUUAUGGAGAUAAAGUAAGCAGUGAGAGACGGACCCCCCAUCAACUAACCGAAGAGAAGCUAGCUAACAGGAGGCAACAGGACGGAUGA